CCAGGCUUGCCUUGUCCCUUUUUUUGGCCACCUUAUCUUUUCAGUCACUAACCACAUCCCACCCGGCUGUUCAGCUAGAAGUUAAUGUUUGACGGAAGUGGUUGCCUGUCGGCCAGAGGGAAGUCUCGUCACUCAGAAGCUGGCGGGGCAAGGAACAGGGAGUGCCUGGAGAAAAUCCGAAGGGCUUAACCUUCCUUCCAUCAGGGAGAAUUGGAUGCACCCUGAAGCGUGUGAGGAGGAAAUAGGUACAGGACAGAAACAAUACUUAGAAGAAAGAAGCAUUUCCUUCGUGGUUCUUCUUCUUCUUCUUUUUAAAGCGAAUAAUGGUUUGUCUCAUCUCUUUCCUGGAUUGACUAAUCCACCAAUGCGACUGGUGUGAGGUGCUGAUUCAGAAAAAAAAGUUGUGUUGCCUGUUUGGGUGUAGGUGAGUCAUUGCUAUUACUUCACAGCUUCUACCUGUGUGAAAUAAGCUUCCUAGAAUGCAGUAGGCCUUGGCCUGUGAGUAAACUUGUAAGCUUUGUUAGGAAGGACGUUUGGAUCAGUGACAUGUUUUGACCCACCUUUUGUCUCUCUUUCCUCCAUUGUGUGUGUGUGUGUGUGUGUGUGUGUGUGUGAUUAGCUCUGCUCAUGGAGCCAGGAAACAGCCAGCAGGAUUGUUGGGAUAUAAUUGAUGAAACCCACAUUAAAGAAUUUGAAGUGGACCAAUGGAUCAAGAUCACCCUAGCCCUUAUCUACGUCGUCAUCUUUGUGGCAGGCAUUGUGGGCAACAGUGUCACCAUCCGGACAACCAAACUGCUGCAGAAGAAGGGCUACUUGCAGAAAGAGGUCACAGACCACAUGGUGAGCCUCGCAUGCUCGGACCUGCUGGUCCUCUUGCUGGGGAUGCCCGUGGAGUUCUUCAGUAUGAUCUGGACCCCUUUCUCCACCCCUCAAGGCAACCUCGCCUGCAAGCUCUACUGCUUCCUUUUUGAGGCCUGCAGCUAUGCUACGGUACUGCAUGUGGCCACUCUCAGCUUUGAAAGGUACAUUGCCAUCUGCCACCCUUUCAAGUUUAAAGCUGCUUCUGGGCCCUGCAAAGUGAGGAUCCUCAUUGCCUUUGUCUGGAUUACAUCUGUCCUUGUGGCCUUACCUCUUCUCUUUGCGAUGGGCACAGAGUACCCAUUGGAAGCCAUCCAGGGCCACCGAGGACUGGUUCCCUGCAGCAAACCCAAACCCCGGCACCACAUGCCUGACUUGAUGCUAAAUGUCACCAUAUGCACCAGCUUGUCGUCUCGAUGGAAGGCCUUCCAGGCUGGUAUCUUCACUGCUUUUAUUGUGUAUGUCGUGGUGUUGGUAUCUGUGGCUUUUAUGUGCCGGAAUAUGAUGAAAGCCCUUAUGAUCCACAAACAAGGGACCUUAGCCGUGAGAGGGAAGAGAGAAAGCCAAAACCAGUACCUAAGGAAAAACGAGAAUCCCGAUGGCAGGAGUUCCAGGAAACAGACUAUCCUCUUCCUAGGUAAGACCCUGUGUAUGUACAUGUGUGUGUGUGUGUGUUGGUAAUGACUCUGCAGCUACAAAAGGAAAGACAAAUGGCAGGGUGGAAUUGAUUCAGGAUGAAAUGAUGGGAAAAUGAGGUGGGUUUCAUCUCCCUUUUAGUGUUUCACCAUUCCCUAUUCAUUAUGGAAAUAAUUCUGCUCAGCACAAAGCAAAUGGCAUAAAUUGCAUGGAACCUGUGCGGUGGUGAUAUUAAAGUAAGCAUUAGUGCCUUCAGAAUGUGCAUUUGAGAGGAAUGGUUUUCAUUUCAGCUGCAUUUCCCUUUUCUUUAUGCACAGAACCAAGUAACUCAGCUUUUCAACAGGCUUCUCUACCCAUCCUGUCCCACUUUCCCAUCAUCACUUAAAGAAAGCACUUUUGAUUUAAAUAUUUCAAUUUUAAAGCUAAAUGCUUAUCUUGUGUAGUGUUAUAAUUUUUGUCUCGUUUGAAUUAAGCGGGGGAUCCUAAAAUUCAAUUUGCUUUUACUAGUCAUGCUGCUUGAUAACAUCUUAUCCCCCAUUUUUAGAUAAACGAAACUAGUUUUUUUUAUUUUUAUAGGCAAAGUGGGGGAGAUGUAUGGAAUGGGGUUCAAGGAAAGGAAGCUUUUUACAUGUUGAUCUUGCCGGAAAGAAUGAGGAGCCCUUUGCAAAUCACAACCUUAAGCUGCAAUCGUAAAUCCUUUACCUGGUGAAAGUCCCACUAGCAUCACUAAGAAUUAUUUCUGAACAAAUAGGUUCAGGACUGGAGUGCUGAUUAAAAGACUUUGUUUUUAAACUGUUCCAAAAAAACCCCAAAACAAACAAACAAGCAGAAACAAAUAAUGAGCCUUGCAAGCUCUAAAUGCUACUCAAAUAUGUUCAUUCAGAAAGCUUAAACCUGAGAUUUGGGUUGUUGCCAGGGCCACUUUCAUUUACUGUAGCCCUGCUCAUGUGCCUUUAACAGAAUCCCUGGUAACUGAAACUGUCCUGGCAAAGAUUAGAGUCUGGCUCAUGAUGAUGCCCAGCCCACCAGAUCCCACUCCACCCUCUGGGCUGGCAUGGAGGUGGCAGUUGUGGAGACACUGGUUUUCAGACGUGUGGACUCUCCAGACUACUUCCAAGAAUGAGCAGCCUUUCCUUGGGCACUAUGAUUCCUGCCUCUUUUGCCUCUUUACAAGACUGUUAGCCUGAGUCAGUCACAUGCCUGGCAGCAGCCAUUCAUAUUCUCAAGGAGGUUGUCACUAAAUGUGAAGACAGUGGCAUGCCAUAAGAAACCUUCAGAUGCUGAAGUUGCCAUUAAAGGUAUGAGAGCAGGGGCUCUUAAAAAGUUGGAAGCCUUUCUUUCAACUUAUUUGUUUUUGCUAGGCCUUGAUCACUUUAAGCCAGCCAGAUAGUUGCCUUUCUCGGAAUUUCCCCUCCCUGCACCUAGAGCUUAUUAAAAGACCAAUAACUUGGGAAUUAUGUUUGAUUCUGAUCUCUCUUGCCACAUUUUUCAGACUAAAUCUAAUCAAGUUGUCAUCUCACCAUCUUGAGAAUCUUUCCAGGCUGUGAUCCAUGUAGUCUCAGCAUCUUGUUGAGAGCUCUUAGAUGUGAUUUUCAUCAUGUUCUGCUUGAAUUGCUGCAAUUCCUCGUUUUCACUGGCCUGCUUUGUACGGUGCUAGCACUACAAUAAACGAAUCAGCUAACAUACCAAACCAGAGUGCACAACCAAACCAGAGGAGAUUUUAAAAUUGUUUUUCUAGAGGUCCACUACAUUUGGGGGGGGGGUAAAGGGUGUGAUAAAGGGGGCACAAAUUACAUAGAUUACAUAGAUUAAUAACUGUGUCCUCUGCUUUUUUUUAGCUCCUUGCUCUUUUGCUAUGAUCUGUGAAAAGCCCCUGCUCGUUUCUUGUCUAAGAAUGAAUUUUCCAACCAAAAAUCCCAGAUGCAGUAAAUGUCAGUGCUGGCUCUAUUUAAAAAAUAGAUUGUAUUGGAGAGGCCCUGAUAAGUUUUGAACUGUAGCAAGGGCUAGUAAUCUACCAUCAGUUUGGGAGAAGUGUGCAGUCAACAGAGGUAUGUUCAGACGAAAAAAGAAGCCAGGUGUGUGUGUGAGAGAGAAAAAUAUGGGAUGAGAGAGUGGCGAAUAUAUAAUCAAGUUUGCUUUAUUGUGGCCUUUUGUUUUAUUUAAUAAGUAUAUUUCUAGUCCAUAUUCAUGGUUGUGCAAAGACGAUAGGAUUUAUGAUGGAAAUAUGUGCUACACCAAACAGGCUGGUUCAGGUAUAGUGACUGAUGAAAAAUGCCAUACUACUUGUUGCCGUUUUCAUUAUUAAAGCUAAGAAGAAGAAUGCACUCCACAUAUAUUAUAUUAGUAAGCCUUGUGAGGAAGGUCAGUAUUGUUUUCUUCAUAGGUAAGAUCUGCAUUUGGAGAGAAACAACUAGGAAAUAAAGGCUUGCCUAAAGUCCAUCUAAGGGACGCAGGUGGCGCUCUGGGUUAAACCACAGAGCCUAGGGCUUGCUGAUCAGAGGUCGGCGGUUCGAAUCCCCGCAACGGGGUGAGCUCCCGUUGCUCGGUCCCAGCUCCUGCCAACCUAGCAGUUCGAAAGCACGUGCAAGUAGAUAAAUAGGUACAUCUCCGGCUGGAAGGUAAACAGCGUUUCCGUGCGCUGCUCUGCUUCCCCAGAAGCGGUUUAGUCAUGCUGGCCACAUGAUCUGGAAGCUGUACGGCGGCUCCCUCGGCCAGUAAAGCGAGAUGAGCGCCGCAACCCCAGAGUCGGUCACGACUGGACCUAAUAGUCAGGGGUCCCUUUACCUUUAAAGUGCAUCUGGUCAGUUCUUGGUGGCUGGCAUGAUAUGAACAACAGAAGACUUGAGUUUCUAAGCCAUAAUGCUAUACUCACACUGGCUUAGUUUUUCUUACUUGCAGCACCUUUACACAUGAUUCCAGUUUAGUACUACAAAGUUAAACCAGGCCUGGAAAGAAGGGCCAUGUCAAAAACCCAAGUGUGAUUUCAUUGUGGUUUUUGGUUCAACACUUAGCUCUUUUUAUGUGCUUUCUGGUUAUUGUUUUUCACCUUAACCUUUUCUAGUGUUUCCAUAUACUAUCAGGAUGCUGUGUACUUGGAUGAGUCAUAUGAUUUGCUUUCGCACCUGGGUUGGUUUGUCUGUUCUUUUGGUGAGCAACAUCACUGUGACUAGAUGUGCUACAGCCUUUGAACAUUAUUUCGUCACCUUCCCAGGUGACGGUACCACAAUGCACUUCAUGGGAAUUUAACAACUGGAAGUUAAUCUGUGGGUCGCUACAAUGGGCCAUAUUCUAGGAACUGUUACCUUCCUGUCUGUCAGGCCAUGCUCUUUUCCCUGCCUGCAUUUUCACAGACAUUCAGAAAUAUCCACAUACUUUAACAGGACAGAGCAUAGGGACUUCAGUUUUGUCUCUCUUAUCUUCCAUAGUAUAAAGCAGGGGUGGGGAGACAGCAAAUCCAGAUUGAUUGGAAAAUCUCUGGGUGAUUUGUCAUCGAUGGCAAAAGAUUUUUGACUCUCAAUUGUUUACCAAUAGCAGCAAUGAAAUAAUGCCCCUCUCCCACAGAUUAUAUACUUUUGAAGUAG
Messenger RNA from Podarcis lilfordi (Lilford's wall lizard), 5075 nucleotides. Lineage: Eukaryota; Metazoa; Chordata; Lepidosauria; Squamata; Lacertidae. The record is from the annotation of a GenBank genome assembly.